Messenger RNA from Phalaenopsis equestris, 1915 nucleotides. Its product is annotated as protein NRT1/ PTR FAMILY 8.1-like. The transcript has 6 exons. The record is from RefSeq and is a predicted model, not a curated record. The coding region runs from base 126 to 1841 and encodes 571 amino acids. NCBI's taxonomy places the organism in Eukaryota, Viridiplantae, Streptophyta, Magnoliopsida, Asparagales, Orchidaceae. Gene Ontology annotation, cellular component: membrane. Gene Ontology annotation, molecular function: transmembrane transporter activity. Gene Ontology annotation, biological process: transmembrane transport; oligopeptide transport.
GCCUUAUAAUUUGUGAAUCCGCACAUUUCAGUUUUCCUUUCUCUCCCUCUCCGAAUCUGCUCCCAGUUCUUGCUUGCUGUCAGAGCCCAACCUAUCUUCUACAAGGUGAUAUCUUUGCUAUUAAAAUGUCGGCGGAGAUCGAAGAUAACUACGCAAAAGAUGGCACAACAGACAUCCAUGGAAACCCAGCUGACAAAAGGAAAACAGGCAACUGGAGGACUUGCCCAUAUAUUCUUGCCAAUGAAUGCUGCGAAAGAUUGGCAUAUUAUGGAAUGAGCACCAAUCUGGUGAACUACAUGAAAUCUCGACUUAAUGAAGGUAACGCAGUGGCAUCAAAGAAUGUCAAUAACUGGUCUGGAACAUGCUACAUCACGCCUCUGCUGGGAGCUUUUGUGGCCGAUGCCUACUGGGGCAGAUAUAGAACAAUUGCGAGCUUCAUGGUCAUCUACAUCUUCGGGUUGGUUCUUCUAACCAUGACAGCUUCUUUAAAAGGGCUGAAACCUGUAUGUCAUGGAGGCAAUUGCGACCCAACGACCGGACAAACAGUGGCAGUUUUUGUUUCUCUGUAUCUCAUUGCACUUGGAACUGGAGGAAUCAAGCCUUGUGUCUCUUCAUUUGGUGCAGAUCAGUUUGAUGAGUCUGAUGAAUUGGAGAAGAAAAGCAAGACUUCGUUCUUUAACUGGUUCUACUUCUCAAUCAAUAUAGGGGCGCUUGUUGCUUCAUCAGCAUUGGUGUACAUACAGACGCAUGUGGGAUGGGGUUGGGGUUUUGGAAUUCCGGCGGUUGCGAUGGCUAUAGCGGUUGUUAGUUUCUUUAUCGGCACGCCAUUGUACAGACAUCAGAAACCUGGAGGUAGCCCUCUCACAAGAAUUGCGCAGGUUCUCGUGGCAUCAAUGAGAAAAAGUGGCGUCAAAGUUCCGGAUGAUAAAUCAUUAUUGUAUGAGAGUUCUGACAAGGAGUCUUUGAUAGAAGGUAGCCGCAAGCUUGAGCACACUGAACUGCUGAAGUUCUUCGAUAAAGCAGCUGUGAUGACAGACGAAGACAAACUAAAAACCCCUGUAAAUCCAUGGAGGCUCAGCACAGUCACCCAAGUCGAAGAACUCAAGAGCGUUGUUCGACUCCUUCCUAUAUGGGCCACCGGCAUCAUCUUCUCCACAGUGUACAGCCAAAUGGGCACCAUGUUCGUUCUCCAAGGAAACACUCUCGACCCUCACAUCGGCCCCAACUUCGAGAUCCCCUCGGCUUCCCUCUCCAUCUUCGACACCAUCAGCGUCAUCGUCUGGGUUCCCAUCUACGACCGCAUUCUCGUCCCCAUUGUCCGCAAAAUCACCGGCAACGAGCGCGGCUUCACGCAGCUCACUCGCAUGGGGAUCGGCCUCUUCAUCUCCAUCUUCGCCAUGUUAGCUGCUGGCAUCCUGGAAGUCAUCAGGCUCAGAACUAUCGCCAGACAUAACCUUUAUGACUACAAAGGCUUCCUGCCAAUCUCCAUUUUUUGGCAGAUUCCUCAGUAUUUCAUCAUUGGAGCGGCUGAAGUCUUCACCUUUAUUGGGCAAUUGGAGUUCUUUUAUGACCAGGCGCCGGAUGCGAUGAGGAGCACAUGUUCUGCGCUUUCGCUGACCACCAAUGCGUUGGGUAAUUAUCUCAGCUCCUUGUUGGUCACCAUUGUUACAUCCAUCUCAACCAGAGAUGGGCGGCUGGGUUGGAUCCCUGAUAAUCUGAAUCGAGGUCAUUUGGAUUACUUUUAUUGGCUGUUGGCUUUGCUCAGCUUUCUGAACUUUCUGGUGUACCUUGUCAUUGCGAAGCUUUACACUUAUAAGAAACCGGUACAGGUUCAAGGUUGAUGAUGUUCUUGUAUUGAAGAAGAUUUAUGGAUAGGAUAUCUUGUGCAUUUCAAAAAGGGAAUUUUUAUUUUUUA